Messenger RNA from Candidula unifasciata, 169 nucleotides. The record is from the annotation of a GenBank genome assembly. NCBI's taxonomy places the organism in Eukaryota, Metazoa, Mollusca, Gastropoda, Stylommatophora, Geomitridae.
GUUCCGGAAGUGCCUCAAAGCCUCCUCGUCGCCUUUGGCUCAUCUGAUUGGCCAGAUCUAUUUCAACGUGGUUGGCCCUCAGUGCUUCAAAUUUACCCAGAAAUCCACCUGCGUCCAGCGCCACUGGUGGGGUGGUUGUCGCCAGUACGCCAACAGCAAAGUAGCCUUC